AUGCUCUCCACUCAGACCCUCGCCCGCGCAACCGCCCGCGUUAUCGUAAGGCCACAGCAAUCGCGUAUUGCUUUCCAGGUCAGAAGAUUCGCUUCCGAGACUUCCAAGGCAACUGAAAGUACCUUUGUCAAGGAAAGAGAAGCUGUCAAGCACCAUGCCGCUGAAUCUAGUGAACUCUGGCGCAAGAUCUCCCUCUAG
Messenger RNA from Morchella sextelata, 198 nucleotides. RefSeq lists its product as uncharacterized. The record is from RefSeq and is a predicted model, not a curated record. The transcript is spliced from 2 exons. The coding region runs from base 1 to 198 and encodes 65 amino acids. Gene Ontology annotation, cellular component: mitochondrial inner membrane. NCBI's taxonomy places the organism in Eukaryota, Fungi, Ascomycota, Pezizomycetes, Pezizales, Morchellaceae.